AUUUGGCAAAGUUUGUUGACAAGGGUGUCCAGGUCAAGCUAACUGGUGGGAGACAAGUAACAGGAACUUUGAAGGGAUACGAUCAGCUGCUAAACUUGGUUCUUGAUGAAGCAAUAGAGUUCCUUAGAGAUCCUGAUGAUCCACUGAAAACUACCGACCAAACCAGGCGUCUUGGCCUAAUAGUUUGUAGGGGAACUGCGGUAAUGCUUGUAUCACCAACUGAUGGAACUGAUGAGAUUGCCAACCCCUUUAUCCAGCCAGAGGGGGCCUAAGCGGUUUGCUCAGCUAUUCUUCCUUAAACUAACUGUGCCAUGUAAUCAUAUAUUAUUUUAACAGUGCGUUUGCUUGUGUUGGUUUUACCAUGCUGGGAAAGUUGGGUGAGAAUUUUAUUCAAUACCCACACCUUUCAUUGUCUUGGAAUGUCAACAGGACUGGUAUAUAGGGAGGAUAAUGCUAAAGCUUGGAUAAACAUUUCCUGUUGGUAUUUCUUUUCUGUUGCUCUCUCUGUGCUUGAUGCUUCAAAAUACGAGAAACCACUUAAGAUCAUUUCCCCUA
Elaeis guineensis (African oil palm) is the source of this 555-nucleotide messenger RNA. RefSeq names its product sm-like protein LSM7. Gene Ontology annotation, biological process: nuclear-transcribed mRNA catabolic process; mRNA splicing, via spliceosome. Lineage: Eukaryota; Viridiplantae; Streptophyta; Magnoliopsida; Arecales; Arecaceae. The record is from RefSeq and is a predicted model, not a curated record. Gene Ontology annotation, cellular component: U6 snRNP; spliceosomal tri-snRNP complex; Lsm1-7-Pat1 complex. Gene Ontology annotation, molecular function: RNA binding.